Messenger RNA from Synchytrium microbalum, 1002 nucleotides. RefSeq lists its product as uncharacterized. The transcript is spliced from 5 exons. The record is from RefSeq and is a predicted model, not a curated record. Bases 1 to 1002 code for a protein of 333 amino acids. Lineage: Eukaryota; Fungi; Chytridiomycota; Chytridiomycetes; Synchytriales; Synchytriaceae.
AUGAACAGGCAGAGGAAUAGACAGAGGCCAACACCCACUGAUCCGUCAUCAAGAGACCGAUCCUACGCCAUAACCGUAGACUCACCGCCGAUCGCUAGUGCUAAAAAUGUAGACUGGAGUUCAAACUUGAACACUCUCCACAUACCCAUCAAGGUGGAACGGUGGAAGCCUGAUCCUACAUUUAAUGAUUCGUUUGGGGCUGCCGAAUCCAUACCAUUGCAGAAAUGGGCUACAUACUCUGCCAUAAUUGAGAGCAAACGAGUAGAAGAGGAACGAAUAAGGCGGCAGCAUGAAAUGACGGAAUUUCAACGCUCUUUACGGUCGAGGUUACAACUGCACGCUCAAUUAAAGAAGCAGGCUUUAUCUGAUGCUAUAGAACAGGUCACAGCUCAAUCGAUACAGAGCCACGAUAGGUGGUCCCAUUUACAGUCGAAACAACCGCAAACACAUCGAAAGACCCAAAAAGCUAUCCAAAAUGGUCAGAAGCGACUGCAAGCAACACUAUCCAGUGAAUCGUUAGACAUACAGGACUUUCCUGACGAUCGAUUGUACUUUGUAUAUCCUGAAGACCCAUAUCAUCACUUUCACAAGAUGCCGGCUUCGGAGUCGACAGAGCUUAUCGCAGAGUGGCAUCAAGUGCCGGGAGGUUUACCUCAAGAUGAUGGAGCUCUCGUUCGAGAGUUGAGAAUGUCUGUGAGAGCAUCUCAGUUAGAUGAAAUCAAACGGAAACAGUUUGGUCAAGUCUACUUGGCCAACAGGCAUAAAUACAGUCUCCAGGAACGAGCCCAGGCCAGUGAAUGGCGAGAAAACCACGUCGAAAAGAGCAAAACUCGGCCUAGCUCACCUGAAGCCUCUGCUUCACCAAGGCCGAAACCUAGAUCUAGUGCCACGUACACCGAUACGAGGCUUCACGCGGCUCAUCAUCUGGAAUAUCGUGUGGAAAAGUACUCUGGAAUGGACUCUGAUACUCCUCAGCAAACUGUAUUUGAUGCGCUUGAUUGA